GACUGGCUGGUGAGAAUUAGCGACCACAAGUCUGAUGCGGCGAAGGCGAUCGACGAUACCUCCCCGCAGGCAGUGGAGUCGGCAAAGUCCAUGGCGAUGAAUGAGGAGCAAGUGAAGAGAGAGGACACGAACACCACUCAGAAGACCAACGCAACAGCCAAGAUGGAGGGCCGGGAGUUGAAGAGUCCGCCAUCCGGGCUCACACAGCCGUCACCGCCUCCUUCCAAGCGCAUGAAGGGGAAGAAGGGAAAGGCCCAGUAUUUGGAGCCGACCAUCGUUCCCGACUUCAGCAUCAUGCCCCCGAUCCAGGACGCAGAGCAAGCACUUUGCGAUCCGCAAG
Molecule: messenger RNA, 340 nt
Organism: Symbiodinium sp. CCMP2456
Lineage: Eukaryota; Dinophyceae; Suessiales; Symbiodiniaceae
Source: the annotation of a GenBank genome assembly